UUACAACUGAUCUCAUUCAAUAAAGGAAACAGUAGAUUUUUAUCUUUUAAGGGUGGUUGUUCCCCACCACCCCAUAAAUGCAGGUAAACUUGAAUCUCUGCUCUUCACAAUGAACACCACAGCACCCUGGGUUUUGAGGUUUCAGCCUGUCUUGUUCAAUGCCACUGAAGAGGUCAACCAUUCAGGUUUUGGCAACAGAGGGGAUCAUGAGUUCUGUGAGCAAGUCUUCGUCAAAGCCGAGGUGUUCUUGAUACUUGGAAUCAUCAGCCUUCUUGAGAACAUCCUGGUCAUCCUUGCAGUGAUCAAGAAUGGCAACCUACAUUCACCCAUGUACUUCUUUCUCUGUAGCCUGGCUGUGGCAGACAUACUGAUGGGGAUGUCCAAUGCCUUGGAAACCCUCAUGAUUGCCAUCCUGAGUAACGGCUACUUAACCAUGGAUGACCACUUCAUCCAGAACAUGGACAACGUUUUCGACUCCAUGAUCUGUAUCUCUUUGAUUGCCUCCAUCUGCAACCUUUUGAUCAUAGCCAUUGACAGGUACAUUACCAUUCUCUAUGCGCUCCGGUACCACAGCAUCAUGACUGUGAGGAAAGCUCUGGCGCUUAUCGGGGUCAUCUGGACCGCUUGUACCUUUUGCGGCAUCAUGUUCAUUGCCUACUACGAGAGCAAAACGGUCAUUGUCUGCCUCAUCACCAUGUUCUUCACCAUGCUCUUCUUCAUGGCCUUGCUUUAUAUUCACAUGUUCCUGUUUGCACGCUUACAUGUCAAGCGCAUUGCGGCCCUCCCGGUGGAUGGAGUCCCCCACCAACGCACCUGUAUGAAAGGCGCUGUCACGAUUACUAUUCUGUUGGGUGUCUUCAUCAUUUGCUGGGCACCCUUUUUCCUCCAUCUUAUCCUCAUCAUUUCUUGCCCCACCAACCCGCACUGCCUUUGCUACACUUCUCACUUCAACACCUACCUGGUUCUUAUCAUGUGCAACUCGGUCAUUGAUCCUCUUAUAUACGCUUUCCGGAGUCUGGAGAUGAGAAAGACCUUCAAGGAAAUUGCUUGUUGCUGUUAUAGCAUAAGCACGGGGCAAUGCAUGCUCUGAACUCAAUCCUACGCUCACCUUCACACCUGCCAGAUGAUGACGGCUUGAAGUGAACAUGGCUGCAGUUUGACCCGUCCAGAAAGUGUAGCAUUGGGGAAGGUGAAGACAUGAAAUGGUUAAACGCUGAAGCAGAAAUCCUAAAUAGCUUUCUCCAGUUGCCAGUUGCUAGCAGCGAUCCAGGAAAGGAAGAAAAACUGAGAGAAGUGGUGUUUUUUUCUUUUUUCCCCCCUUCUCCCUUCCCUUCUUUUU
Messenger RNA from Thamnophis sirtalis, 1339 nucleotides. RefSeq names its product melanocortin 3 receptor (gene MC3R). Gene Ontology annotation, cellular component: membrane. Gene Ontology annotation, biological process: G protein-coupled receptor signaling pathway. The record is from RefSeq and is a predicted model, not a curated record. Gene Ontology annotation, molecular function: melanocortin receptor activity. NCBI's taxonomy places the organism in Eukaryota, Metazoa, Chordata, Lepidosauria, Squamata, Natricidae.